UCAGAUCAUUCCAUUCAUUCAUUUAUUCAUCAUUCAGUGACCGAGAAUUAAUUUUAAGCAACAGCUGUACUACACUGCCCUCUAGUGGCAGUUUAUAACUCAGGUUAUUGAACUUGGCUUACCUGUGUUCAGGAUAUUUUGAGACUGUGAUGUUGGCACCCUUUUUUCCUGUGUUUCUUAACAAGUUUGAUGUCUGUUCUUUCUAUGGUGGCUAAUUCAGGGCUGAAAGCUAGAUACAAAUACAUAAAUCAGACAACAACCAACUAACUGACAAAUCAGGUUCUGCUGUAUAGGACGGGUAUAACCUCAUUCGUAAGGCGACCGAAAGCUGUGAAAGUGAUUCUUGCAUUACGAAGGUCAAUGUCUUCGAACGAAGAAAAUGAUGUAAUCCUCCAAACAGUAAAUAAUAAAGGAAUAAUCACAUUAAAUAGGCCAAAGGCAUUGAAUUCUCUCAAUUUGUCGAUGAUUAGAAAAAUUUAUCCCGCUAUGAAAAAAUGGGAACAUGAGAUGAAUAUGGUAAUAAUAAAAGGUGCAGGAGAGAAAGCCUUCUGUGCAGGUGGCGAUGUUAGAACUCUAGCAGAAGCAGGGUUGAAGGGAGACCAUACUGGAAAAAUAUUUUUCAGAGAAGAAUACACUCUGAAUGCUCUAAUUGGUACAUACAGCAUUCCAUAUGUGGCUCUGAUAGACAAAAUCACAAUGGGUGGAGGGGUUGGGUUGUCUGUGCAUGGACCAUUUCGAGUGGCCACAGAGCGGACUCUGUUUGCCAUGCCAGAAACUACAAUUGGUCUCUUUGCUGAUGUUGGAGGGAGUCACAUCCUACCUCGUCUAGGAGGAAAAUUAGGUUUAUAUCUUGCACUCACUGGACACAGGCUGAAAGGAAUUGACUGUCUGAAAGCUGGAAUUGCAACACAUUUUUGUGAAAGUUCAAAACUUCCAGAAUUAGAGGAGGAACUCAUCAACUGUAAAAAUCCAGAAACUGCUGUCAAAGAGAUUCUUGACAGAUCUACAGAAGUGAGUAAAGUUGAAAGUCAUGAGUUCAGCCUUGCACCACAUCUUAAACAGAUAGAGAACUGCUUCUCUGCUCCAACAGUGGAAGAGAUUCUGGUGAGGUUAAAGACAGAUGGUUCAGAGUGGGCUCUCAACACAUUGGAAAUUCUUAGCAAAGUUUCACCAACCUCAUGUAAGGUAAUAAAAAAGGAGUUGGAGGAGGGAGCCACCAAGUCGCUGCAAGAAUGCCUCAUUAUGGAGUAUCGUCUUGGUUCACACUUCUGCGACAGACUAGAAUUCUAUGAAGGUGUUCGGGCUUUGUUAAUAGACAAGGAUCAGAAGCCUAAAUGGAACCCACCAACACUGAAAGAAGUUUCACAAGACAUUGUGGAUUAUCAUUUUGAACCUCUGACACCAGAAGAAGAACUAAAGGUGUAGUUCACACAGGAUGCAGCAGAUGGCAGGAUAUUACUGUGGUAUAAGUGAGGCUCUACUUUAAAAUGUUGAAUAUUUCUUUAUCACCAAGCUGUGGUUGAUUUACAAUAAAAUAAAUGAGAAAGUAUUACAAAUUACUUUCAGUUUUGUAAUUACUAAUAAACUGAAUUCCAUGGUACAGGGUCUUUCUUAGGCAGUUCAUGGUUAUUCACUGAGCUGGUCAACAAAUUCAUGAUUGUGAUUGCAAAAACCCAUCAAGCCUUAUUAAUAUGUAUGAAACGAGUGCUACGAUGUGGCAGAUAUAAACACUGCAAGUAAGGCAAAACUACAGGACAAAAUUUUAAUAUUCUCUUUAAUGACUCUCUGCCAUGAGAAAUCUUGGCCAUGUGAGGUCCGUUUUGAUUAACCCUGUACCUGGAUCUCUGUUCCUCAAAAAUUACAAACACAUUUAAUCAGCUGCUGCUUUUUUCUUUUCUUCUCUAUCUUUCUCCCCCCCCCCCAUUUUGGAAGGCAACAGAAUGAAAGUGGGUGAUAAGUGAAAUGAGGAAUCUGAUCUGAUGAGUAAAGUAUUUAAAUUAAUCAUUACAACUUUUAAAAAGUAAGUGAAGAACAUGAUGUUAUAGGAUGGGGUUAAUAUAUCUAAUGACUUAUGAAAACAUAAAUUUGUUUUUCUCUGGUGCAAGGAAUACUACAGCUGUUCUUGUUAUGAUACUCAUAUAAAAAUAUACGUAUUUGCUCAUUGUAAUCAUGUAUUACCUAGAAUGUAUAUGGAGAAUAUUUAGAAAAUUGUGAUGUAUGGUAACUCAGCUUAAUUUGAAAGAAGGCACCUGUAUUUGACAAUGUACAUUUGUGCCAUAUUUUUGUAUACUGUUUAAAUAAAUGUUACAUCAUUUAUGACCAACCA
Zootermopsis nevadensis is the source of this 2326-nucleotide messenger RNA. It is a transcript of the gene Hibch, whose product is annotated as 3-hydroxyisobutyryl-CoA hydrolase. Gene Ontology annotation, molecular function: 3-hydroxyisobutyryl-CoA hydrolase activity. The record is from RefSeq and is a predicted model, not a curated record. Lineage: Eukaryota; Metazoa; Arthropoda; Insecta; Blattodea; Termopsidae. Gene Ontology annotation, biological process: L-valine catabolic process. Gene Ontology annotation, cellular component: mitochondrion.